Molecule: messenger RNA, 3273 nt
Organism: Pelobates cultripes (western spadefoot toad)
Lineage: Eukaryota; Metazoa; Chordata; Amphibia; Anura; Pelobatidae
Source: the annotation of a GenBank genome assembly
ACGUGUGUUCAUCAGCUUGGACCCCAAGAUUUCCAUCGAGAAGGCAUACAACAUUUCAUCGAUGCAGCUUCCUGAGUUACAGACUUGGUACCAGAUGCACCUCCAAAGAGCACAGGACCGUGUGCGAAAUAUCUUGGAGCAAGCCCUGAAACCAUUUGUAUUCAGUUCUAUUCCGAUGAGCAACCGACCCAAAAGGUUCCUCACCGCUAUAAUUGUUGCAUUAGUUUGUGCCACUGUCGGUGCAGUUGUCGCAACUGGAAUGUCUGCAGCCAACUCUAUUACUGUCCAAAAGCUGGAUUUGGAAAUCUAUGCGCUAAAGCAACACAUUAACGAUAUUCAUCAGGUGAUACAACAGCAAAGAACACUUCUCCAAGAUGUGUUAACUAUUGUGGAAGACACAGUUGUUACAACAAAUUUGCAUUCGGAAUUAAUUGCCAAAUCCACUGAGUUGCACCAAAGUCAUGACUUAUUUAAGCGUGAACUUCUAUUUCUGCAUGACCCAAUAUUGUUCCACACACUUGCUUUUCUUGAUGAAGUGCAAACUGGAAUGAUCGAAUUGGCAGGGGGACGCAUACCUCUGUAUUUUGUAUCCAAGGAUAUUGUUCAUGCGAUGCUUGCCAAUGUGGAUGGAGAGACAAUUGAGCCUAUGCAAUUAAAUCUGGCCUUUGAGAUGGGGAGCGCAAUACCUCUCUUAAUUGAUCCGGAACGUAUGGAGAUUUGCUUUUUCUUGACCAUACCAUAUGUAACUCCCAAAGACAUUUUUCAAAUGAAAACAAUGUACUAUGUAAUAAUGAUAUUAUGGUUGAUUGUACUAAGUGUAAAGUUCAAAACUUUUACAGGUACAAAUAUACACAAAAAUGUUCAUUCCACGCACGGGCCUAUGUUAGAAAUGAUGUGAUUGCACAAUAUGUCUAAUAACUUCUAUAGUGCUUAUUCAUAAGCUAAAUUAAUUUUGGCUAUGAAAUGCACUAAAGGGGGGUUAUGUCAGGGUAUUUAUAUCGGCAGACAUCUUGUGCUAUGGUAGAAAUUAAAAGUGUAUAUUCUGAGUCACUCUGAACAGACCAGACUCCAUUUUGUUAUUUCAAGUUAACAAAAAGACACUAUAUUUCUAUCUGCAAGCUAACCACUUUCCCAGAUCUGAGGAAUGCAUAGUAUAUACAAAACAAGUGAUAAGGAAGGGGGUUGGACAGACUGUCUAAUGCUAAGAAGAAUAUAAUCAAAUCUAAACCCAGACAAUUGUGACAGAGAAGAUUAAAUAAUUUAAUAAUAUCAUAUAUAAUAUCAUAAGUUAAUCUAUCAAUUAUCUAAUCAAAAGUUAACUCUUUCCUGGAUAGGUAUGUUUAGUGGGACAAGACUGCCCUCUACAGACUAAAUGCCUAAAUUGCGAUCUGGAAGAUAACCACACCUCUAGUGCUUCUAUUGGGUUAUCAACUGAUGACGUACAGAGAGUCUGGCCCUUUAAAAGUUAGGACAAAGGGAAGAUAGAGGAUGCAAAAAAGACGAAGGAGGCAGAUGCAAGAUAUGCAAAGGAGAGAAAAGAGAGGAAUUGGAAGUUUGGGGACUCCAACCUCCAUGCAGAGACACAUCCAAAUAAAUUCCUGAGACUACCAAUCGGAUGAAAUAUCUACUCAACUGGUAAUUAUACUGGUUUCAUUUAAUUAAAUUAAUUAAUUAAAAUGUAUUAAUAGCAUUAUAUAUGACUGGAUAAAGCACGGUCAGAUUUCCAUAUUAAGAAAUCUUAGUUAACUAAGAAUAUAUAGUUAUAAACAUUCCAUUCUGCAGGUGGAAUUAAGAAUAAUUAUAUAUUGAUGUGAUAUUAUCACGUGUUAGCAUACCGCUGUUUUUAUCCAGGUGUAUUGAUUUGCUCUAAAUUAAGAUAGAUAUCUUUUAGACAAAUUAAAAAUCUGCUUAUAUAAUGUGGUAAAUUCUCUUAUUGGAUGAUUUUAAGAAAAUGAAUUUAAACUGGUUUAAAUGUUAUUUUAUUUAAAAAUUACAUAAGAAUAGAUCUUAACUACCUAGGAGAUCUAGCCAGCAUUGAAAGGGUUAUUCUAACUGUCUGCUAAACUUUACGACCUCACGCUGCACUCUGAGGAAUUCUGUUCUUCUGUGAAAAGUUUCACUUUCAGCCUGUGUUAAAGAUAGUCAUAAAUAAUUCUUGACAGGAAAUGCUAUUUAGCCAUUGAAACGUAAUACCCAUUUCUUUGUAUUGCAUAUAAUUUUGUACUGGAUAUUCAUUGAUUAUUGUUAUGCAUGUUACAUAAUAUUAUUUGUUUAUAAUUAAUUUGUCAUAUAAAUAAAAAUCUAUUUUUAUACAUUGUGAUUAUUUAUAUGAAAUACUUUCCACUUAACACGAUAAACGUUCUUUGGGAUCUGAGAAUUGAAUUAGUGGGCAAUUCUCAACUGUUUACUAUUAUUAUCCCAUAAAUAUCCCCACAGGUGUUUUACAUACACUCCCUAAUAGAGAAAGGAGAAUUAGCCUCGUUCGACCAUUUAAAAGUCACUUAUACACUGCCGAACAUAGCACACUUCUCUUACCUCCAGCUAAAAUCCUGGUGGAAGACCCAGGCUCCACACCCCAUAUCACACACCACUAGUACCUUAACCCACUUCGAAAAGAGUAUCAUGGCAGACACGCCAGCGGUAAAACCCAUCUCAACCAUAUAUAAGCUAUUACUGCCCCAACAGGGAAUAAAAUCCCUCACGUGUGUACGCUCCUGGGAAAAAGAUCUAGACCAAACACUGCCAGAGAAGACCUGGCUGGCUGUAGCAAAUGUGACCAGAGGCCUGACGUUUUGUGCUUCACACUUAGAGACGACCCGUAAACUUUUUUACCGUUGGUACAUGGUCCCAACACGCCUCGCCACCAUGGACCCACAAAUGUCCAGCACCUGCUGGCGCUGCAAACAAGAAGCAGGCACUUUUUUACACACUUGGUGGAAAUGUACAAAACUCCAGCCGUGCUGGAAAGAAGUUAUCUCACUCAUACACCAACACACCUCAAUUACGAUACCAAACUCCCCAAAAGCCUUGUUACUACUCCUGUGGGAAGCCGAAUACCCAAAACCACUUAAAUACCUAAUUCUACACAUACUAGUAGCCGCCCAAAAUCUUAUCGCAAAAAACUGGCUAUCACCCACCAAUGCAACAAUGCGAGAAUUAAUCAAACACCUGUCCCAAAUUGGGAAAUUUGAAUCAAGCAUAUCCCGCAUCCCACCCAAUAAGAGCUGGAGGCAUGAAGUAUGGGAAAACUGGGAACUGAAACACCCGACCUGA